Molecule: messenger RNA, 639 nt
Organism: Aspergillus terreus NIH2624
Lineage: Eukaryota; Fungi; Ascomycota; Eurotiomycetes; Eurotiales; Aspergillaceae
Gene: fes1
Product: Hsp70 nucleotide exchange factor FES1
Exons: 2
Coding region: 1-639 (212 amino acids)
Source: RefSeq, a predicted model, not a curated record
AUGGACGCCAACAUGAACAAAAUCCUCAAAUGGAGCAUUCAAAACUCCACCAACGCAUCCUCCGACCAGAAUGCCGCCGCCGACGCCACUUCGCGGGGCCUGACCCCAGAGAUGAUGGCCACGCUCUUCGGCGGGCCCUCCGACGCCGAUCUGAUGAAAGCCUCCAUGGAGGCUCUGCGCUCCGACGAGGUCGACCUGGAGAACAAGCUGGUCGCCUUCGACAAUUUCGAGCAGCUGAUCGAGUCCAUCGACAACGCAAACAACCUCGAGCCGCUCGGCCUCUGGACGCCCCUCGUCGAGCUCCUGCGCCAUGAGGAGGCCGAUAUGCGCCGCAUGGCCGCCUGGUGUGUCGGCACCGCCGUGCAGAACAACGAAAAGGCACAGGAUAAGCUGGUCGUCUUGAACGCCCUCCCCACCCUCGUCGCCAUGUCGACCUCCGACCCCAACCCCGCCGCGCGCAAAAAGGCCGUCUACGCCCUCUCCUCCGCCGUUCGCAACUACCAGCCCGCCAUGGAUGAGGUCGCCAAACACCUGCCGGAGGGCUAUCCUCGCGGCGAGAAGAUCGAUGCGGCCGAUAUGGACGCUGUCGACGGCAUCAUGGACAAGCUGCGGGCUCACCCGGUGGAAUCGUCUGCGUAA